GCAGUAGCAUGGAUGUGCCAGAUUCAGAGGAAGGCGUUUACGAGCAGUAUGGUGAAGAUGUGUACUACUCAGUGGAACAAGAUACUUUUCCACAGGAAAUGGCUAGCAGACCUCCAGUUCCUGUUCCAAGACCAGAGUCCAGCUCUCCACAGCCAGACAAUGAGCUGUACAUCUCCAAAAUUUUUGCACAGAAAGCAAAAAGACCUGAGAAUCUCUACGUCCCUAGAGGAAGGGUUAAGAAAGAGACAAUAGUCAGGCCUGUAAGGGACCCAUCUCAAUCAAGCAUAUAUGAUCCAUUUGCUGGAAUGAAAACCCCAGGUCAACGGCAGCUGAUAACAUUACAAGAGCAAGUGAAAAUGGGCAUACUCACCGUUGAUGAAGCUGUACUUCAUUUUAAGGAGUGGCAACUGAACCAGAAAAAAAGAUCAGAAUCAUUCCGGUUUCAGCAGGAAAACCUGAAACGGCUGCGGGACAGCAUAACCAGGAGGCAAAUGGAGAAGCAAAAAAAAGACAAAGCUGCAGAUUUGGAAAUUACAGUACCCCUUCGACAUUCUCAUAAUAUUUUGGGGAAACCAGAAUGUGGAAUAUAUGAAUACACACCCAGGAAAAACGUUUUCCCACCAAAAAAUGAGUUAAAGCGAGGAGACUGGAAAACAGAAAGCACAUCCAGCACAACCAGUAGUGCAAGUAACCGCUCCAGCACUCGGAGCAUAUUGAGUGUCAGCAGUGGGAUGGAAGGGGACAAUGAGGACAAUGAAGUUGCAGAUACAACUAGAAGCCGCAGCCCAGUUACCCGCCAGAGAGAGAGGCUGCCUUUCCCAGAAAGGCCUCCCAGAGUGCCUCCUCGAGGUGCAAGCAGGCCUGUAAGCAGUGAAGGCUUUUAUCCUCCACCUGUGCCCCCAAGAGGUCGCUGA
Nestor notabilis (Kea) is the source of this 914-nucleotide messenger RNA. RefSeq names its product phosphoinositide 3-kinase adapter protein 1-like. Gene Ontology annotation, cellular component: cytosol. The transcript has 9 exons. Gene Ontology annotation, molecular function: signaling receptor binding; phosphatidylinositol 3-kinase regulatory subunit binding. The annotation marks the transcript as partial. The record is from RefSeq and is a predicted model, not a curated record. Lineage: Eukaryota; Metazoa; Chordata; Aves; Psittaciformes; Psittacidae.